AUGGACUCGAAGCACGAUGGGGACGCAAGCUACGGAAAAUCAGCGUUGGAAUGUGUCCACGCUAUUGUGUACGUGGACGGGAGUCCACAAAGGCGCAAAUACAUUGAGUUCGAGAGUCCACCUCGCGACGCGUCGUCGAUUACGAGCCUCCCAGGACUCCCCUGGAAGCAUUUUCUACGCAACCUCAAGGGAGGCACGGUGGAACAAGCUCUGAGCAAGUCUGGUAACCCUCUCUACGACAUUGCUCGAGAGUACGCAGACGUAUCCCCGGAGAAGAUUCCGGCUGAACUUUCUGCUGAUCGUGGUGUUCGGCACGAGAUUGAUCUCGUGCCAGGAUCGAUGUAUUGUGUGAUACGGCUGUGGCCGUUGCCUCGAGACCUAGUCGAGGCUAUUGAUGCAUUCUUUAAAGGUCGUCGCAAGGCCGGGCAUGUGCUUGAGAGUUUCUCACCCCAUUCGAGUCCAACCUUCUGCGUGAAGAAGGCUAUGGGAGUCUGGCGUUUAGUGCAUGCGUUUAACAAGCUAAACGAUGCCACUAUUCCUGCCCGAACGCCUAUCCCCAGGAAAGACAUGGUUCUCAGCUCCAUGUCAGGAAGCGUCAUCUUCAGCGCCAUCGAUCUGACCGAUGGCUUCUACCAGAUCUUGAUGCGACAGAGUGACAUACCACGCACUGCGGUGAGCACUCCGAGUGGUAUGCUAUGGGAGUGGCUGGUGAUGCCACAAGGAUUAACGAACUAUUAA
Peronospora matthiolae is the source of this 738-nucleotide messenger RNA. Lineage: Eukaryota; Oomycota; Peronosporomycetes; Peronosporales; Peronosporaceae. The record is from the annotation of a GenBank genome assembly.